Molecule: messenger RNA, 1822 nt
Organism: Portunus trituberculatus (swimming crab)
Lineage: Eukaryota; Metazoa; Arthropoda; Malacostraca; Decapoda; Portunidae
Product: protein SCAI-like
Biological process (GO): DNA-templated transcription
Cellular component (GO): nucleus
Molecular function (GO): transcription corepressor activity
Source: RefSeq, a predicted model, not a curated record
AAGAGAGAGCGAGUGAGAGUGAGAGAGUGAGAGUCAGGCGGAGGAGGUGGGGCUGCGGGUGUCACUCUCACUCACUCUCACUCUCACUUUUGGGCCCCUAGACACCAAAUAUCGGCUAAAAAUGGCCGAAAUGGACGAGCAGGAGAGGAAAGUGGUUAACGAAUUCUGCCACUUAUUAGAAAAGUCAAAACAACUUUUUAAUGGCCUAAGGGACUUGCCUCAGUAUGGACACAAGCAGUGGCAGGCGUACUUUGGCCGAACAUUUGACAUUUACACCAAGCUGUGGAAGUUCCAGCAACAGCACCGCCAGAUCCUUGACGCUAAGUUCGGACUCAAACGCUGGCAGAUUGGUGAAAUUGCCUCCAAGAUCGGACAGCUUUACUACCAUUACUACCUGCGUACCAGCGAAACAAACUAUUUGAACGAAGCUUUUUCAUUCUACGCUGCAAUUCGAGGCAGGGCUUACUACACCAGGACGAAUAAGGAUGAUCGUAAUGUCCAGAUGUCUGACUUAAUGGUGAAGAAACUGAGAUAUUAUGCUCGCUUUAUUGUUGUUUGUCUUCUUCUCAAACGGAUGAAGCUCGUCCGAGAUCUUGUCAGGGAACUCAGCAAGCAAAUUGAUGAAUACACAGCCACUUAUGAACCAGAGGACCAGCUGGAGUGGUCUCUGGUGUUGGCGGAGAUCAAAUCCUUUAUAGACGCCGACAACACCAUUAAUGUGCUGGAUAUGGAUUCCAACACCAUUGUACUGUCUCAUAGGUUGAGUGGGCAUAACAACCCCCCUGUAGAGAAGACCCCCUCAAUGUCCCUAACUCUGCAGGAAAUUUUGAUUGUUGGUAACUGCAAUGACCAGGUGAAAUUUAGUGAGCUGACCAUCGAUAUGUUCCGAAUGUUGCAAACUCUGGAGAGAGAGCCACAGGAAGACAACAGUCAGAUUUACGACACCUCCCCCGCCCCCACCAAGACCCCCUACACCACGGGGCCUCGGACACUCAAGAGAGAAAACCCACACAAAUAUUUGCUCUACAAACCAACUUUCUCGCAAUUAAUGGUGUUUCUGGCCUCUGGAUUUAAAGAGCUGCCUGCAAACGGGGCAAUGUUGCUUUAUAUAUCUGCCGAUGGGCACACAUCUGCCAAACACCCACAGGACCCUGGCUACGAUUUUGGUGGAGUGGUGACAAACAGCAAGAGAGACGCAGAGGCGGGGGCGGGGGGCAAGAGGGCGCUACAGCUUAAAGACAUGCACUGUUUCUAUCCUGGUGACCUUUAUGCCUUCACCAGGAAACCUUUAUUUAUUGUUGUCGACUCGGAAAAUUCAGUCGUGUUUGGAAAUAUGCCUCAGUUCUUCGGCCAGCCUCUUGUGGUGCUCAUGUCACCUCAAGAUGUCCCAACACAGUUCCAGGACCAGCACCACCGCGGGAACCUCUUCACCCUCUUCCUACACUCACCACUCAUGGGUCUGUGUCUGGUCAGCUCCCUGUGUGACAUUCCAAUGACUCUGUGGGAGAAAUGCCAAGCUCUUGUUGAUAGAUUUGUAUCAGAGGCAUCCAGGCUUGUGGCGCGAAGCAGGAGUGUUGAUCCUUCAUUUCUCCAGUUCUUCGGAGACGAUUUUCUGCGAUUGUUAAUUCUGAGGUACAUCUUCUGCUCUACUGUUCUGAGGGCCCAUCGCGUCUUCAAGGGCCGCCAGUUCUACCCACGGACACACCCAGCUUUGCCUGAAGGGGAAAUUCUUGACCACCCCUCCCUGUACGCCCUCGUCCUUGACCUUGCAGCCACCCUGGACGUGACCCACCUUUUCUACGAGUCCCGUGACCUCCAAUGA